Messenger RNA from Caenorhabditis angaria, 935 nucleotides. NCBI's taxonomy places the organism in Eukaryota, Metazoa, Nematoda, Chromadorea, Rhabditida, Rhabditidae. The record is from the annotation of a GenBank genome assembly.
AUGGAGGGUGCCAAAUUUGUUUUGUUACAUAUUCAGCUUGUGUAAGAUUUGUCUUUCAUUUGUGAACGAUUUUAUAGUUUCAAAUUCAGAAUAUUUCAGAAAUAUUCUACUAGAUGCUUCGAUGAACUCCCUUAUAACUCCAGUCAUAUAUAUGCCAACUCCAAUUGUUUCACUUCAUGGAAUUCUUCCUUGGUUAGGAAUUCCAUAUAAAGUAUUGAUUUAUAUUGCACAGUUUUCGGUUUUCCGUGAGUUUUAAAAUCAUGAAAUCAUAUAACUUAAUCAAAAAAUUAGUAAUUGGGAUGUCGAUAGUUGCAUUGUUUCAAAAUCGACAUAGUGCAAUUCAAUCAAUCCCUUAUCGUCUCCAGAAAAAAUCUACAAAAUUUAUAUACUAUUCAGUUUCAUAUUUAUGCGGUGCAAUUGCUUUAGUUUUUGUUUUUCUCGAUGACGUGGAUGAUAAUCAAUUAAAAUUAAAAUAUUUGGAAUGGUAUCCUUGUCCGCCGCCAGAAUAUUUUCAAUCUAUCGCUUCAGUUUUCACAAACAGUAUAGAAAUAACUGAAAUGUGUCUAGCAGCAUCAAUUAUUUUUAUGACUUCAAAUGUUUCAUUUUUUGUAUCUUCGAGUGUUUAUUAUCUUGUUAUUGCGCCUUCAAAAAAUACUUCGAAAAAAACUCGAGAAAUACAACUUCGUUUUCUGAUUAUGUUGAGUAUACAAAUCACAAUUCCAUUCUUAGUUCUUCUUAUUCCAACUGCUCUUAUUGUUUACAUGUUUAUUACAAAGACUAAUAGUCAGAAAAUCAACAAUUUUACUGUGAUUUUAUUUGCAACUCAUGGAAUAUUAUCGAAUUGCGCUUUAAUUUUCACACAUAAACCGUAUCGAGAAAAUACUUUGAGAAUUUUCAAAAUCGAAAAGGAAGUCACAUCAAUUGUUGUCAAAUGA